AUGCAAAGCAAGGGUGUCCUUCUUUGUACAGAUGUUGCUGCUCAUGGAUUAGACAUUCCAGCUAUAGAUUGGAUUAUUCAAUAUGAUCCACCAGAUGAUCCCCAUGAUUACAUUCAUCAUGUGGGAAGAACAGCUCAUGCUGGUGAUGUUGCUGCUCAUGGAUUAGACAUUCCAGCUAUAGAUUGGAUUAUUCAAUAUGAUCCACCAGAUGAUCCCCAUGAUUACAUUCAUCAUGUGGGAAGAACAGCUCAUGCUGGUGCAAAAGUUCCAUUAAAUGAAUACCAAUUUCCUGCCAAUAAAAUUGCCAAUGUUCAAUCACAGCUUAUGCUUCAUAUUCAUUAA
Entrophospora sp. SA101 is the source of this 342-nucleotide messenger RNA. NCBI's taxonomy places the organism in Eukaryota, Fungi, Glomeromycota, Glomeromycetes, Entrophosporales, Entrophosporaceae. The record is from the annotation of a GenBank genome assembly.